Molecule: messenger RNA, 4950 nt
Organism: Grammomys surdaster
Lineage: Eukaryota; Metazoa; Chordata; Mammalia; Rodentia; Muridae
Gene: Rnf38
Product: ring finger protein 38
Exons: 12
Coding region: 107-1564 (485 amino acids)
Source: RefSeq, a predicted model, not a curated record
ACCCGGUUGGAGGGGUCCUCUCUCGCGGCCUUCUACCUCCGCGGGUUUCUGGACGGGAUCCGUUUUGUUCUCAGUGGAUGGAAGUUCUUCCUUUCAGGGCUGAAGAAUGAGAGAGAUAUCUCCCGGGGCCAAUUCAGCACCUCUACCUGGCCAUCCUAACAAGGUGAUUUGUGAAAGGAGUGAAGAUAGUCCAAGUCCUAAGAGACAGCGCCUCUCUCAUUCAGUCUUUGAUUACACGUCAGCAUCACCAGCUCCCUCACCACCAAUGCGACCAUGGGAGAUGACAUCAAACAGGCAGCCCCCUUCAGUUCGACCAAAUCAACAUCACUUCUCAGGGGAACGGUGUAACACACCGGCACGCAACAGAAGGAGUCCUCCUGUUAGGCGUCAGCGAGGAAGAAGGGAACGUCUGUCUCGACACAAUUCCAUUAGUCAAGAUGAAAACUAUCACCAUCUCCCUUAUGCACAGCAGCAAGCAAUAGAGGAACCUCGAGCUUUCCACCCUCCGAAUGUAUCUCCCCGUCUGUUACAUCCAGCUGCUCAUCCACCCCAGCAGAAUGCAGUCAUGGUUGACAUACAUGAUCAGCUCCAUCAAGGAACAGUUCCUGUUUCCUACACGGUGACCACAGUGGCGCCCCAUGGGAUUCCACUCUGCACCGGCCAGCACAUCCCUGCCUGCAGUGCACAGCAGGUCCCAGGGUGCUCUGUUGUUUUCAGUGGACAACACCUCCCUGUCUGUAGUGUGCCUCCUCCAAUGCUUCAGGCAUGUUCAGUCCAGCACUUACCAGUACCAUAUGCUGCGUUCCCACCCCUCAUUUCUAGUGAUCCGUUUCUUAUACAUCCUCCUCAUCUUUCUCCCCAUCAUCCGCCUCACUUGCCACCACCAGGCCAAUUUGUCCCUUUCCAAACACAGCAGUCACGAUCGCCUCUGCAGAGGAUAGAAAAUGAAGUGGAGCUCUUAGGAGAACAUCUUCAAGUAGGCAGUUUUACUUAUCCCCCUUCGGCCCAUCCCCCAACAUUACCUCCGUCAGCUCCUUUGCAGUUCCUGACACAUGACCCUUUGCAUCAGGAGAUGUCCUUUGGAGUACCUUAUCCACCAUUUAUGCCUCGGAGACUCACAGGACGGAGUAGAUACCGAUCCCAGCAGCCGAUACCCCCUCCUCCUUACCAUCCCAGCUUACUACCAUACGUGUUAUCAAUGCUUCCAGUACCUCCUGCAGUGGGCCCAACUUUCAGCUUUGAGUUGGAUGUUGAAGAUGGAGAAGUUGAAAAUUAUGAGGCCCUGUUAAACCUGGCAGAGAGACUGGGAGAGGCGAAACCUCGGGGACUGACUAAAGCUGAUAUUGAGCAGCUUCCUUCUUACAGGUUCAACCCUAGCAACCACCAGUCAGAGCAGACUUUGUGUGUAGUGUGCAUGUGUGAUUUUGAGUCAAGGCAGCUCCUUAGAGUCUUACCCUGUAACCACGAGUUCCAUGCCAAGUGUGUUGAUAAAUGGCUUAAGGGAAAUCGUACUUGCCCAAUUUGCCGAGCUGAUGCUUCAGAAGUGCAUCGGGAUUCAGAGUGACCAGCCUAAGAGCACAAAUGUAGUUUGGGUGUUCCUCAUCACAUGUAUAUAUGGACUAUCCAUUGAACUUAACCUGUGUGGCUUCCAGCCCUCCCUUUACCAAAAGGGUCAAUGGACCUUUCUUUGCACUGUGUGACUUAAUCAACUAUAAAAGCUUACAAUUAGUCUUCACAAUUAUGGGAUUGUUAUACUAACUGUGUGAUUGGAACUCCAAAGACCUUUUCUUUAGCUUAAUUUUGUGUGUGCACUAACAUUCCCUGGUUUUUGUGUGAUCAUUCCGAGUGUUGCUGCAAGAUUACAGUGGACGUGAUCUUUUAGCAUGUGCUUUUAUAAAAAGUGGUAGCUCCAGAUGAUAUAGCAAUCUACCUUAUAUAGAGCCUUCAGAAACUGUGAGUGGAAGUGAGUGCAGCGUAUGACUGCUGGUGAUCAGUGAAUCUGUGAGAGAGUGUGCAACUACAUGUGUGGGAGCAUGGUAGCUACUGUGUGUGUGAGAUCUAUAUACCAGCAUGUACCCAGAAUGUGUGUGUAGUUUUAAUUAUGCUGCAAUGUAUAAUCUGGUGUGUUAUUUAAACAGCACUAGUACUGUACACUGGUUUCCCUUGUGUUUGCUGUUGCACACUGAUUGCUAAGGGUGCAUCGAUUCUAAGCAUUGAAUACUCCAUCCCCUUCCCUCCCAAUGAGUGGAAUGAGAAAAGCCUUCUUCCUUUGCUUCAGGCAGCUGUCCCCUUCUCUUCCUUCGUGAUCCUAAGUGGGUCACUUAAGAAAAAAGUAUCAGAUUCUCCAUGACCUGAUUUUUUUUUUUUAAUUUUCAGUUCUAUUGUAAAAGAAACUUAGUCUCCAACUUGCUAUUUCCAAAAAGAAGGUGCAAUAUCAUAUAUAUCAUCAUUAGCAAUAUUAGCAUUUCAAUCAGUGAUCUGAGUGUUACUUGCUUUUUCUUUACAUUUCCAGUAGCUUCCUUACAGAAAGGACCUGGGUUUUUAUUAAUGUGUAGAUUUAUGGUCUGUUCUGAAGAUGUUUGAGUGAUAGAUUUUUAAGAACACACUGGUCCUGGAAGUCUUGCCUCCUUGACUUCUUCUAGAGCAAAACCUGUUAGCGACUCAGCCUGGUUCUGGUUUGUGUUCUUCACUCAGGCCUCCAUGGGCAACAACGGUUUCAAGAGAACUGUUUGUUUCUGUGUUUGAGUUCUGUGGUGUUGAGUUCACACACUCCAAGCCUGAGGUUGUCUGCUUCUUCCCUCAGUAAAGAUUCUCACUGAAGCCUUUUGUUUCAGAAUGGGUCAAGUGCUGUGACAGCUCAUUUCUCAGGCCUGGUUUGCUUUGAUGUCUUACUCUUAAUUUAUGUUAGAAUGAGAAAAGCUUAAUACAACAGGUGCCCAGAAUACUUGCAGUGUAAGUGAAGAUUGGAUUUUUGUAUAAAAAAAAAAUAAUGCUGUCAAACGGGAAUUGACCUUUAUUUAAUCUGAAAUGAUACAUAGCUGUGUGUGUGUAUAUUUUUUAAAAAUAGGUUCAUUGAACAUAAAUCAGAUUGUUUGAGGUCAUUUUUCAGCAACAUUGGAUUCCUUUCUCCUCAGUGUGCUCAGCCUUCUCUGCCUCUGUGAGUGUCAGCAUGUGUGCAGCCACACAGGCUGCAGCCUUCCACUCGCAGCCGUGACACCUGCCUGCCAACCUCACUCAACUCACAGUUGGCACCAGGCCUGAGGCCUGUUUUUUUACUCAGACAGGGACAGUGUUCAACUACUUGUUACUGCCGUGUUCCUUAUCAUCCCUUGAAGUUUCUCUAAGCUCAUCACAGCCUAGAGUUCAGGAAAGUUAAUCCACACAGAAGCACAAUUUUGUCCUCUUCCAGACACCGUUGCCUCUAUCUAGUUAGACAAAUAGGAUUUGACCUACAUUCUAUUGCCCCUAGAUUUGUGUUAGUGUCGGAAAUAUGUAAACAGUGGUAAAAUGCACGUUACUUUUAAAUCAUUAGGAUAACCCCUGUCCGCUUCCUAAUGAAUAAAAGGUGUGUUAAAUACCAAAAUUAUUGACAUAUAUACUAAUCAGCUCCAAAUCACAUACAGUUUAAUCUUUAUUUUUUAAUUUAAAGAAAUCAUGUUUAAAAUGGUAAAAAGUCCAUCUUAUAUAUAGACUUUUAUAUAGCUUCAGAAACUUUGUACCUGUACAGCAGCUCUAACAUGACACUGUUCCACUCAGCAUCCAUCCUGUUGAUGCACUUUCCUAACUACUGCAGACAGACUGACUCCCAAGGCUCAUUGUGCUCACGGCUGGAAAGGAGCUUUUCUUCUAUCUGUGUUUGCCAUGAAGCCCCUUUCCCAGUAGAUAGAUAGAUAGAUAGAUAGAUAGAUAGAUAGAUAGAUAGAUCUCUCUCUCUCUCUCUCUCUCUCUCUCUCUCUUUCAGAAGCAGUUGGCAAUUUAGGAGGCUUCUGGGUCUGUCUUGGUAAAAUCCUGUUGUGCAGAUGACUGCUGUCUCCUGGAAAUGUCUUAGCACAGAGCUCUUGAGGCAGUGCAGACCUGUUCAUGGCAGGGUUAGGCUGUCUUAGGUGCACACUUGCCUGUGAUCUCCAGCUAGCCUGGUGAGUGUCUUUGUAGCUAGCAAAUGAGGACGGAGAUGCACCGGGUGGCAGAGGAUGCGGGUAGCCUUCGUCCUCUGCCUCUAGAACAUGAUCGGCAUCACCAUCCUAACCCAGCUGUGGUGUUUUUGUAUGAUUUGGAUUUGGGGUUUCGUUUUCUUUUGGUUUGUUUUAGUUUGGUUUUGAUUUUGGUUUGGUUUGGGGUUGUUGUUGUUGUUGGUUUUUUAGUUUGUUUUUUUUUUUUUUCAUGAAUCACGAUAUUUUGUACUUUUAAAAACUCCAACCUCCACAAAACAACUCAAGGCCUGCAAGUAUCAAGAUGUCCUGAAUUUUUUUUUUUUUUUAGCAGAAUCUGAAAUUAGAUUUUAUACACGACCUGAAAUGUAAUUUGCUAACAUUCUUAUAUUUGGGCCUCUUGUGAUAAGUUCAUAUACAGUCUGCCUGCCUGCUUCUGAGAAUAUUUUCACAGUAUCUCCAGGCCUUCCUUAAGUCUGUCCCCCACUGUGCAUCUGCUUACCUCAUGUUGCUGUUUGUUUCAGAUUAUGAAAGCUCACGGGGGUGCUUGUUGGAAUCGUUUGCUGAGUCAUUUCCUCAAAUCAUAUUCCAUUGUGUCAGUUAACAUAUGUAUGUAUUAUAAAUAUCUGUAACCAAAAUCAUUUGAAGGCUUGAUAAAUUUUUAACAAAGUUUGUACAUUUUUUAUGAGAGUUACUAGUAAUGCUUUACUAAGUAGUGCAAUGAAUUUUUAUUUUUAAUCCCUGUGCCCAAUUUUGGAGUUGAGAGGGUUGUUGGUAAUAAAUGUAUGAUGUACACUUAAAA